UGUCAACAAGAGCAGCGAGCGGAGGCAAACUGGCAGGUGUACAAGUUCAUUUACAUGCAUACGUAUAUUCACGCCACUAUAUAUAGAAGUUGACUUAGGGACGAACAGCCUUAAUAAGUUUCUCCACCCACCCGCCGGCCCUGCUGCAGCCCCCACGCACCGGGCGUGUGCGUGUGUCUAUAUAUACACCACACAGGCUUUUAUUCCUCUCCGCAAUCUGUAUCCGAGAGGGCUGCCGGCCGUCGGUUUGGCUGUGAGGGCAGGAGUCGUCGCAUGGACUGACAUGGCCACCGACCUCGCCAUGAGCGCAGAGCUGCCCAACAGCCCUCUGGCCAUUGAGUACGUUAACGACUUUGACCUGAUGAAGUUUGAGGUGAAGAAGGAGCCACCGGAGGCCGAUCGCUACUGUCACCGGCUCCCGUCCGGUUCUCUGUCCUCCACCCCGAUCAGCACACCUUGCUCCUCCGUGCCUUCCUCGCCGAGCUUUUGCGCCCCGAGUCCCGGAGCUCAACCCAACCAGAGUCUCCCCAACGGCGUCACCAGCAGCGGGAGCAGCAACAACAGCAGUGGCAACAACAAUCACAGCAACGGGGGCAAACCUCAGCUGGAGGAUCUGUACUGGAUCCCCAGCUACCAGCACCACAUCAACCCAGAGGCGCUCAACCUGACCCCGGAGGACGCAGUGGAGGCCCUCAUCGGUAACGCACACCACCAUCACCACCAAGCUUACGAGGGCUUCAGAGGGCAGCAGUACGUCGGGGAGGAUCUGUCCACGGCCUCGGCGGCGCACCAUCACCAGGCCCAUCACCACCACCACCAUCACCACCACCACGGACACCACCACGCCCGCCUGGAGGACCGCUUCUCGGACGAGCAGCUGGUGAGCAUGACGGUGCGGGAGCUGAACCGGCAGCUGCGGGGCUUCAGCAAGGAGGAGGUGAUCCGUCUCAAGCAGAAGAGACGCACCCUGAAGAACCGGGGCUACGCGCAGUCCUGCCGCUUCAAGCGAGUGCAGCAGAGGCACAUGCUGGAGACGGAGAAGUGCACCCUGCAGAACCAGGUGGAGCAGCUGAAGCAGGACGUGGCUCGCCUCGCCAAGGAGAGGGAUCUUUACAAGGAGAAGUAUGAGAAGCUGGCCAGCCGGACCUACAAUGCCGGUGGACCCGCAAACACGAGAGAUCCGUCCGGGAAACAGGCCAACACCGAGUUCUUCAUGUGAGAGACU
Molecule: messenger RNA, 1225 nt
Organism: Scomber japonicus (chub mackerel)
Lineage: Eukaryota; Metazoa; Chordata; Actinopteri; Scombriformes; Scombridae
Gene: mafaa
Product: v-maf avian musculoaponeurotic fibrosarcoma oncogene homolog Aa
Exons: 1
Coding region: 284-1219 (311 amino acids)
Biological process (GO): regulation of transcription by RNA polymerase II
Cellular component (GO): nucleus
Molecular function (GO): DNA-binding transcription factor activity, RNA polymerase II-specific; RNA polymerase II cis-regulatory region sequence-specific DNA binding
Source: RefSeq, a predicted model, not a curated record